Molecule: messenger RNA, 2742 nt
Organism: Babesia microti strain RI
Lineage: Eukaryota; Apicomplexa; Aconoidasida; Piroplasmida; Babesiidae
Product: Tetratricopeptide repeat protein 27 homolog
Exons: 1
Coding region: 1-2742 (913 amino acids)
Molecular function (GO): protein binding
Source: RefSeq, a predicted model, not a curated record
AUGAACGGUAAUCAAAAUUUUCAUCGCUUUGUAGAACUAAUUGAAAAAUUGUUAUUGGAUGAUCGGGUGCAAUAUAUUUGUUACUAUAUCAGUGAAUUGCAUAGUAUUGAUUUCAUCGAUAAUGCGCUAGUAUCUGAAUUGAUUAACUCGGUUGAUUCUGUAAAAUCAUUAAAGUACAAUCGCAACAAUGAGAUCAUGUGUUUUGCAUUAGAUUCACUCGCCAUUUAUACUAAAGAAGUCUGUAAUGUGAUAGAAUUAAACAAUUCUAUUGACAAAUCAAUAGAAGCAUUGAGUAAUUUAUUAGCCAACAAAUCUACCUAUAAUUUGAAUGAUGAUAUACUUUCUACACUGAAGAAUUUAUACUUACUCACACUAUCUGUUGCUUACCUAAACAUAUUCAUAGUAUCAAAUUGGACUGGACCACAAAUUGGUUAUGUGUUACCCUCAGACCAAGUAAUUAUUGACAGAGAAAGUAAGUGCAAAAAAAAUUCUGAAUCUAACGAUUCAGAAUUGUUCAAUAAAUUUCUCAUUUUUGGAAUACCAAACAAACCGCUACGGCAAUUACUUUCUCAAACACUGGAUACUAGCAUUGCCGAACAACUUGGCAUUGAUGGUGAAAUAGUUUACGAUGGAGUUUUUGGAAUAACUUAUUUUCACCUAUCUAAAUAUCUCCUCAAUCAUGUGACGUCAUCAUUUGACAAUAAUAAAUUAUCAACUCUUUUCAUAUGGAAUGCUAGAAUGGGUUACAUCCACCAAUCAAUCAUCAGAGAUGGACAUCAAAAUUAUUGCAAUUCACUGGCUAAAAUGUCAAUAUUUGACUACAUACAAUCACUUAAACAACUAAGAUUGCUUCAAAACUUUCAGAUUGAUCACUUUAGCACUACUAAUUAUCAAACUAUAUCGCACCAAAUUGAAUUUGAUAACCAAUUUAAAUCAUUACUACUAAUGGAAUUGAUUAAACAUUUGAUUACCUUUGGGUUCAACCACCUAGUAUCACAAGUAAUUGAUGAAGCUACUAAUAUAUUAAACAUUACAGUUGAUUUCACUGGUAAAUUGGGGAUUUGCAGGAAAUAUCAAAAGGUUCCCCAUGCACAGCUGGUCGUUGAUAUUAAAGGUCACUCUAAUUAUCAUAAUUUAUCAACUCAGGUAAUAAAUGGUAAAACGCCUAAUGUAUUACAUUUGUAUGAAUUGGAUCAGGAUAAUGACAUUUUUGAGGUACCUGUAUUUAUUGGAGAUAAUGAUGAGUUAGAUGAUUCAUAUAUAAGAAAUCUUACCAUUGCUGAGGAAUCAAUUUUGCUUUGCAGGUGUUUGCAUCUAUGUUUAAAUAUUACUAGCGAUGAUGAAAUUGGCUUGGAGCAGUUAAACACACUAGCAUCCAAGGUACUAUACAAAACAUCAACAGAUAUUUAUAAUAAUCCCGAUAAUUUAAAUUCAUCGAGCUGCUGGUCCACCACAACUUGUGCUUUGUGGUUCAAAUCUAAAGCGGAGCAUCUUAAAUGUUCCAAAGCCUGUAGAGCUGCAAUGCAAUUGGACGAAUUGGCUACGCAAUUUUACAACACAAAAACUGAAGCUAUGUAUAGAUUAAAACACUUUCAUAAUAUUUACUACCCAAGUAUAUGGGAUAUAAGGAGGGAAGGAGCUAAACGUUUACUUCGCAUUGGUUCACUAAUUUCUGCAUGUGAUUUGUACAACGAAUUGGGGAUGUAUGAAGAUUCCAUUAUUUGCAUGACAGUGGCGGGGAGAAGGCAAGAGGCCAAGAAACUGGUAUUGGAAUUGUUGGAUAAACAAGAACACCCGUAUUUGUGGUGCAGUCUUGGUGAUAUUGAAGUUUCAGCUGAUCAUUAUUUGAAGGCGUGGGUUCUAUCAAAUUAUAAAUAUGCAAGGGCACAACGAUCACUUGGGGCCCUGUAUUAUAUGAAAAAAUCAUAUGGCGACUCAGCACUGGCAUUUAAUACAAGUCUGUCAAUUAAUCCAUUGAACAAAACCAGUUGCUACACAUUGGGUUGUUGUUAUUUACACCUGUGCCAAUUUGACAAGGCUUUGGAGGCGUUUUCCAAAGCCAUAGUAUUGGACCCUGAUAUGGGAGAUGUAUGGGCUAAUAUGGCUUCGGCACACCUUAAAUUACAAAAUUACAAACAAGCAAAAAUAGCACUUGAAGAGGCUAUUAAGAGAAACCGUUCCAGUAGAAAGAUAUGGGAUAUGUAUUUAUCCACUUGUUUGCUAAUUAAAGAUGUUAAUUCCGUAUGUAUUGCGGCGAACAAAUUGUGCGAAUUAGGGCACUAUGAUUCUGUGAAACCAUGGGCCGUUGCCUUUAUCCUUUCCCAAUAUAAUCCAGACAAUAUAGGUUCAACUGCUACAUCCAGAAGUCUCGAUUGCAUUAGAAAGACAUUCGAAAAUAUAAUUAGUGGAUGCAAUGACUCUGAUAUAUGGGAUCUAUGCGCACAAUACUCCAUAAUAAACAAUGACUUCAACACUGCUAUUGAGUAUACAUUUAAGCAAUAUCGUGUUAUUUACAACAAAAUUGUUUCUGCCAAUGAUGAGUUGGUUAAUCUAGCCCUUUCAGCUUUGCUUUGUCUCCAGAGGAUAACUAAAUAUAUUGAUAAAGUUGACAAUUAUAAUGUAAUUGCAAUGAAUACGAAGGAUAACAUAAAUUCACUUGUAAAACACUUGAAAAAUAUGAAUAUUGAAUCGAAUGAAGUCAAUAAUGUAGCUUGUCAAUUGAUCCAACAGUUGAACAAAUAA